Messenger RNA from Chionomys nivalis (European snow vole), 3756 nucleotides. RefSeq lists its product as uncharacterized. The transcript is spliced from 8 exons. Lineage: Eukaryota; Metazoa; Chordata; Mammalia; Rodentia; Cricetidae. The coding region runs from base 497 to 1096 and encodes 199 amino acids. The record is from RefSeq and is a predicted model, not a curated record.
GGCUCCCAGCGCGCGGGAGAAGCAGAAAAAGGAGAAAGAAGAAAAAAGAAAAACCGCCGCCUCCCCCACCCCACCCCCCGGCCGCCGCUCUGCAGCCGCAGCCGCCGCUUGUGGAGCCGCGAUCUCAGUGGGGGAAUCCGAGGCCCCUGACCGGACUCCGGACGCCCCCGGACCCCGAGAUCCCUUGAUGGAGGCUGUAGGAAGAUUCACAGAGGGCCACAGAGGGCCCCAGUGUCCAAAGACUCUGCCCAGACCGCGACCAGGACUCCACCGGGGGCCUGGGCCGUGCCCAGAGAGGCUUCAGCAGGCCCCUGACCGGACUCAGGACGCCCCUGGACCCUGAGAUCCCUCGCUGGAGGCUGCAAGAAGAUGCACAGAGGGCCACAGUUUCCACAGACUCUGCCUAGACAGCAACCGGGACUCCACUGGGGGCCUGGGCCGUGCCCAGAGGGGCCUCAGGCCCCUGACCGGACUCCGGACGCCCCUGGACCCCAAGAUGCCCCGCUGGAGGCUGCAGGAAGAUGCACAGAGGGCCACAAAGCGCCCUAGUGUCCACAGACUCUGCCCAGAUGGUGACCAUGACUCCACCGUGGGCCUGGGUGGUGCCCAGAGAGGCUUCAGGUCUGAUCACUUGGGAACAAACAAGCAUCCACCCAUCCAUUCCUUAGAGAAGGCCCUUGACUGGACUCAGGAUGCCCCCGGACCCCGGGAUGCCGCGCUGGAGGCUGCAGGAAGAUUCCCAGAGGGCCACAUAGGGCACAGAGGGCCACAGUGCGCCCCAGUGUCCACAGAUUCUGCCCAGACAGCGACCAGGACUCCACCGGGGCCUGGGCCGUGCCCAGAGAGGCUUCAGGUAUCACCAUCCGGGAACAAACAAGUAGCUUCCCCACCACAUCCUUCCGGUCGUCAGAAGCAGAGACCUUCCGUAAAAGCAAGCACAAGCAGUAGAGAUGAAUCCUGGUGCCACUCAUUCUGCCUCGGACAAACCCUUGUCCACCACGUUCUGAAGGCCUGGUUUCCUUCCUUCAGGGUGUGGCUUCCAGCCGUUUGCGACUCCUCUGUUGAGAAAUCUGUUUUGUUUUGUGCUCCGUUUUAACUUUGGUUAUUUGUGACUUUGAAAUUUGAUAUUUUGAUGUCUAAUUGCUUGAGCUCUUUAUAUUUUUUUGAAAUCUGUGUGGAUUUGAGUUUUGUGCAUGUUGAUAGAUGUGCAUCUUUUUUCAUUUUUCUACAUGUUGACAUCCAGUUAUGCCGGCACCAUUUGUUGAAGAUGCUUUCUUUGUUUGAUUGACUAAUUUUAGCUUCUUUUUAAAAAAUCAGCUUUUCAUCAGUGUUGAUUACUAGGUGUGUUUUUGAUUUUAUUCUAGUUGUGAAGUCUCUGUUUUGAUGCCAAUACCAAGCUGUUUCCAUUGCUGUCUCUCCGUGGGGGAGGUUGAUGGAUUGUCAUGGCUCUGGAAGUUCCUUUCCUUUGCAGGAUUGUUUCUGCUAUCCUUGUUUUUUUUUUUUUUCUGUAUGAAGUUGAUUAUUGUUCUUUAAACUGACAUUAAUAAUUUAUUGAUAUUUUGAUUUGGAUUGCAAUUAUUCUACAGAUUGCUUUUGGUAGGAUUACCAUUCAUAUUUUGUUUAUCCUCUCUAUUCAAGAACAUUGAGAGAUCUUUCCAUUUCCUGCUGUAUUCAGUGUUUUUCUACAAAAGCUUAAAGUUAAUUUCAUGGAUGUCUUUACCUUUGGUUAGUGUUAUCAGUUAUCAUUUAUUGCUUCAGUGUCCCUGGGUAUGGGUCUCAUUUAAAUCUGGACACUGGAUGGAGAUUAUGAAUAACUGCACAAUAAGAUUAUUUUCGUGUGGCCUUUUAUACAGAGUAAAAAGCGUUACCUUGGCUUUGAAACCCCCCUUUACUCACAUACAUGGUCACGAGAAACUCUUUCCUUUCCUCGCAAGAAACAAGACCCGAAUAAAAAUGAAAAGAAGUUCACAGGAACCAGGGAAAAAAUGCAGAAGCAAAGCAUUCCUUUAUACCCGGUAGAGUGUGAAGAACUGAGCUCAAAAGCCAAUUCUUCGUCCGUUGUAUAGACUCUCACAGAACCUCUGAGGAAUGUGCAGAGUUAGAUUUCACCCACGCUCGGUUUCCCAUGCAGUCGUUUCCUGACUUCGUCUCACGUCCCAAGAGUCGCCUGAAGUCUCACCCAGCUCCAUGUCUCCUCAAUUUCAUACGUUUAAUUUUUAUUAGUGGUCAAAGGUAGUUUAAACCGUAAAGUGUGUAAAUAUUUUGUCUUGUUCGAAUGUAAAACAUACAUCAUCAAAAAUAAAAAAUUAUAAGCAUGAUUAUGAUAAGCAAAUCUCCGGGGUAUGAAGAAUACUUUGUGGGAAUCUCUUGGGAUCUAAUCCCGUCAAUUUGUCAUCAAAAAUGUGUUCAGUGUUAGAGCCACCGGACUCAGGGAAUGACUGAGCAAAACGUCGGUGAUCAUUGAAAGAUCCAGCAGAGGCAUUGCCCAGAAGAUGAGCUCGAGUAACCUUCCAUCCCCGUAAGAAUCAUUUCAUGAGAAAUCACUACAGCCGGAAGUGGUUAGAUUCCAAUCAUAACGCAAAGUACUUUUUCAUUGCAAUACAAAUUUCUUUUUAAACCUACUCGCAUUUUGCUUGAGUGCAUCAAUCUGUGUCUGAGGCCGAGCAUAUUUAAAAUUGCUGAUUCCGUUUCAUGAGAAUCUCUAUGACAUUGCUCUACAAAAUUUUUUUGUACGCAAGGAUGUAGGUAAAGCAGUAACAGCCACAUGGGCAGUAGCAGCAACAGCAAUAAGGUCAAGAAUUACAUGAACUUUGUUUUCUCCAAUAUCUUAUUGAAGAGUUCCACAACAACACGAUCUAUAGAAUCUGGAGCCGAAGAACGACUCAGGUUUACAGGCAUCCAAAUACAUGUGUGUUGCUGUUUUAUCCUAAGUGAUUUUGAGUUUUAAACAUAACAGAGCAAUUAAUACAUGAAUACAAUUAGCUUAUUACGUCAGCUAAUUUCAGUAGUAAAAUGGAAUCUUCCAGAUAGAGAUGCACACGUUAGUGACUCACAGUCAGUAGAAGCGGACACUUCUGUUCCCAGUAAUGAUCCGUUCAAAACAUGACCAGGUUUUACUGCGGCAGCUAUGAUUUUCCAAAUAUGCGUCUGGGACGCAGCAGGGACUGUGAACGAGGCAAUGCGGUCAUCAAUGAUUGUUCCACAUCCCCAUGCCAGAAAACGGCUUCCGUGUAUCGUUUUCUUCUCGGUCAGAUUCAUCCUGGUAACGUUAAGCAAAUCAAAAUUCAUAAUAUUCCAUUCAGAACAAGUGACAAUAAAUUGACCAGUUAUUUUUAAAUAUUUUCCAUAUUUCCCCAAACAAGUAUCCCCUAUAAAUGACUGAUAUUUUAAGCUAUAAUACGUAAAAUCUAGACAAACAGGAGAUGCCGAUUCAUGAUUUUCAGUUCUAUUACCCCAGGUCUCAGUAACGGGCUAUGCUUGGAGUCUUUGAAGACGAGUGCGAGAUUCGCCUAUUUCAAUCCCAGGUGUAACCAGUGCUGAAAUCCCACUGAAAAUCGAGGAUAAUUUUCAAAUCCUGUCCGUCUACCUUUUAUCCACAUAAGUAAAAUUAAUGUGUAUCGUUAUCAAACUUAUCCAGAUAUGUCAGAGUUUUCCAUGGAGGAGGCCUUGCGGGAGCUCCUUCCGCUCCUCCAGCCAUAACCGCUCAGAUACCGGCCCUUUGUGGCCUUGCCUCGCUUCCUUUAAAAAAGCGGCCAC